Molecule: messenger RNA, 585 nt
Organism: Prunus armeniaca (apricot)
Lineage: Eukaryota; Viridiplantae; Streptophyta; Magnoliopsida; Rosales; Rosaceae
Source: the annotation of a GenBank genome assembly
AUGUUCGCUUCAUUUCGAAACGCUUCCCAGCAUCCAAACAAGCAGCAGAAGCAAGAAAGAGAAUGGUUAUCUGUGAGUUUUAAGCCAGAGAACUUUGUUCCAGGAGUUGUCAUUGGCUUCAUUCUUGGGUUGCUGUUGGAUUUAUCACAGCCCGGUAAGGGUCGGUCGAAGAAGAACAGUAUCACAGUAGGCAAGGUGCAACAGCGAAGUUUAGUCACUAGUAAUGGUGAUGAAGAGCUUAAAAUGGUUCUGGUAGUUCGACGAGACCUAAAGAUGACAACUGGAAAAAUUGCAUCUCAGUGUGCUCAUGCUGCCACUGGCGUGUAUGCAGAACUGAUGCAAAGCCACAGAUCCCUUUUGAGACAAUGGGAGCAAUAUGGGCAACCCAAAAUAGUGGUUACAUGCAAGAAUCAACAAGAAAUGAAUAAGCUGAAGGAAGCAGCUGAGGGCAUUGGCCUUCCUACUUUUGUUGUUGCUGAUGCAGGGCGAACACAGGUUGUGAGCGGGUCUAAGACAGUUCUUGCCGUUGGACCUGGACCAAAAGAAUUAGUUGAUUCAGUGACAGGGAAACAAGCCCUCCUCUGA